This is a messenger RNA of Saccharomyces eubayanus, 615 nucleotides long. It is a transcript of the gene RAD33, whose product is annotated as Rad33p. The record is from RefSeq and is a predicted model, not a curated record. The coding region runs from base 1 to 615 and encodes 204 amino acids. Lineage: Eukaryota; Fungi; Ascomycota; Saccharomycetes; Saccharomycetales; Saccharomycetaceae. The transcript has a single exon.
AUGUUCUACUACUACUGCCACUCUACUACUAUACCGUCAUCAACUAGCCGAUCCCGAGAACAAAUCUUUGAUCACACCGCGAUGAGCAAGUCCAGUAGUGUUAGCUAUAAAAGAGUGGAGCUGUUCGAAAACCCGAAAGUACCCAGCGAAGUGGAAGACGAGAUACUGGAAAAAUAUGCGGAAUCUAGUUUGGAUCACGAUAUGACUGUUAAUGAACUACCGAUAUUUUUCCAGGACUUACAACUGGAACCCACAAUUUGCAAACUAGUGAGGAACGAAGAAGUUGUCAUUGAGGGCACUGAGGUGAUAGAUUUUGCGAAACUGAUACGAUGUACAUGCCAAUUACUGAUACUAAUGAAUAAUCUAACAGUGAUAGAUGAUAUGUGGUCGAUGCUAAUUAGGAGUUGCGGCAGAGAUGUGGAUUUCCCCCAAGUAGCGUUGAGAGAUCACGUAAUAAGUGUAAAAGACCUACAGAAAAUUUCCAAUCUCAUCGGGACUGACCAGAGCGAAGGGACCAUUGAAAUGAUUAGCUCUGCGACUGACGGGAAGAGGCUUUUCAUGACGUAUUUAGACUUUGCUUGUGUAUUGGGCAAAUUAGGAUACUUGAAGAUGUAA